Messenger RNA from Arabidopsis arenosa, 2089 nucleotides. The record is from the annotation of a GenBank genome assembly. Lineage: Eukaryota; Viridiplantae; Streptophyta; Magnoliopsida; Brassicales; Brassicaceae.
AGCAUCAUCGUUAAUCUUACGACUUCUUGCUGUUUAUUGUUUGAAUCCCAUGACGUUAAUAAUGCUUUUUCAAAUAAAAUGCUAAUAAGGACAAACGACAAAAAUUGAAUAUGAUUCUACGGGGAAAAAUGAUGAGUUCUCAAGUUUCAUGGUGGAUUUUUUGGGUAAUCAGUGCUGUGUGUAUUCUCAACGUGGAGUUUAACAUUGUGGAAGGAGGAGCCUAUGAAGAGACUAAGGUCCACAUAGUAUACCUUGGUGAAAAGGAGCAUAAUGAUCCUGAGCUUGUAACGGCCUCGCAUCUCAGAAUGUUAGAAUCCCUACUCGGAAGCAAAAAAGACGCUAGUGAGUCCAUAGUUCAUAGUUAUCGGCAUGGUUUCUCCGGCUUUGCUGCCCAUCUUACGGAUUCCCAAGCAAAAAAAAUCUCAGAGCAUCCAGAUGUAGUCCAAGUAACGCCCAAUAGUUUCUAUGAGCUGCAAACGACAAGGACAUUUGAUUACUUGGGGCUUUCUCAUAACACACCAAAAGGACUUCUUCAGAAAGCCAAGAUGGGCAAGGACAUCAUCAUCGGUGUCUUGGACUCGGGUGUGUGGCCAGAGUCACAGUCGUUCAAUGACAAAGGCUUGGGGCCGAUCCCAAAACGGUGGAAAGGGAUGUGCGUAGACGGUGAAGAUUUCGACUCGAAGAAGCAUUGCAACAAGAAGUUGAUAGGAGCGAGGUAUUACAUGGAUAGUCUUUUCCGUAGGAACAAAACGGAUAGCCGAAUACCGGACACGGAAUACAUGUCCGCAAGGGAAGGCUUGCCUCACGGGACACACGUGGCCUCCACAGCUGGGGGAUCCUUCGUCUCAAAUGCACGGACUUCGUAUAAGGGCAAUAAGAUUCAAGGAGAUCUAAUGUACGUAUAUAGCACAGACGAGAUGACGAGUGCGGCAAAGGGAAAAGUGGUGCUAAGUUUCACGACUGGAAGUGAAGAAAGUCAGUCAGAUUAUGUAACUAAACUUUUAGAGGUCGAAGCUAAGGCUGUAAUUAUUGCCGCCAAAAGAGAUGAUGUUAUCAAAGUUUCCGAAGGUCUUCCCGUUAUCAUGGUAGACUAUGAACAUGGAUCUACCAUAUGGAAGUACAUAAGUAUCACCAGAUCGCCUACCAUAAAAAUAAGUUCUGCCAUCGCGCUCAAUGGGCCUCUUGUAGCCACUAAGGUUGCUGAUUUCUCAGGGAGAGGACCCAAUUCCAUAUCUCCAUACGUUCUCAAGCCCGAUGUAGCGGCUCCAGGUGUGGCGAUAGUGGCAGCUAGUACCCCAGAAGAUAUGAGUACUAACGACGGAGUCGCGGCUCAGUCAGGAACUUCAAUGGCAACACCAGUAGUUGCUGGUUUAGUUGCACUACUUCGAGCUGUGCAUCCUGAUUGGUCUCCAGCCGCGCUUAAGUCAGCUCUUAUCACUACAGCUUCGACAACGGAUCCCUACGGAGAACCUAUCUUCUCAGAGGGAAUGACACGAAAACUAGCCGACCCAUUUGACUUCGGAGGAGGACUAGUGAACCCAAACAAAGCAGCCGACCCUGGUCUUGUCUACGACAUAGGUGCGGAAGACUAUAGGCUUUUUCUAUGUGCUUCCGAUUAUGACGAGAGACAAAUAACCAAAAUAUCAAAGACAAAUACGCCAUAUCGAUGUCCAAGUCCAAGGCCCUCGAUGCUUGAUCUUAAUUUGCCUUCCAUCACCAUUCCAUUCCUCAAGGAAGAUGUGACUCUCACUAGAACAGUCACCAACGUCGGACCCGUUAACUCUGUCUAUAAGCUCGUCGUUGAGCCUCCUUUGGGUGUCAAAAUCUCUGUCACACCCAAAAUAUUGCUCUUUAACUCCAAUGUCAAGAAAAUCAGCUUCAAGGUCACUGUCUCCACAACUCACAAAUCCAAUUCGAUUUACUAUUUUGGGAGCUUGACUUGGACUGAUGGCUCUCACAAAGUCACUAUCCCAUUAUCUGUCAGGACACAAAUGUUGAUGUACUUCGACCAGUGAGUUUGCAUUUUUUUCCCCAUUACCAUGUCUUACUUAACCUAGAGCGGUGGUAUGAAAAAAUUUCAAUAAUUGUG